AUGGCUACCAACGAGGAGCUGUUCCGCCAGAUGCAGGCCCUGACCGCGGAGGUGCAGAGGCUGAGCGAGGAGAGCGCUCGACUGCAGCGCGAGCAGCAAGGCGGGCUCCAGGCCAUCCCGGCCCUCGUGGAUGCGGUGACCCGCCUGACGGGUAGGCCCGACCAGUUCCAGAGGCUCGUCGACACGAAAGGGAUCGGCAAGCCCUCGGUGUUCGACGGGUCGGAGGUCAAGUACCGCGAAUGGGCUGCCAAGUUCGAGUCGUUCGUAGUCGGAGUCUUCGGCGAGCAGUUCAGGGCAGUGCUGGAGUGGAGCGUCGAGCGGCAAGACUCGAUCGAUCGCGGGCUCUGGCAGGCGGCUUUCGGGCCGCACAGCGAAGGCGAGAUCGACCACAUCGACGAGAUGGUGGCGCAGCUGCACACGGCGAUCCAGCAGCUCGUGACGGGCGAGCCCUUCGACAUCACUCAGAACGUCGACAAGGGCAACGGGCUCGAGUGCUGGAGGCGCCUCGCGAGGAGGUUCGACCCUUCCACCGGCGGGCGGAAGCGGAACUUGUUGAAGCAGGUGCUCUCGCCCGGGCGCUGCAAGCUCGAUGAGCUCGCGGGUGCCCUGGAGAGGUGGGAGGAGGCCGUGAAACGGUACGAGUCCAGGAGGGACGACGACGGCAACCGCGAGCGGCUCUCGGACAGCGUGCGGAUGUCUGCCUUGGAGAGCCUGCUACCAGCUGAGCUCGAAGAACACGUUCUUCUCAACCAGAGCCGCCUGAACACCUACGAGCUGCUCAGGAGGGAGAUCGCGUCGUACCUGGAGGCCAGGACCGGUGCUCGACUUCGAGACGCCCCGGUGCUCACCAAGGCGCAGCGCGACCCCAACGCCAUGGACAUCGGCGCCCUGGUCCGCGCGUACCAGUGCGGGAAGGCCGGCAAGGACAAGGGCGGCAAGGGCAAAACGGGCACUGGCAAAGGCAAGGACGACAAAGUCAAGAAAGGAGGUAAGGGCUCAGGCCCAGGCCCAGGCAAGGGGUCCGACACGUCCCACCUCAUCUGCUGGAACUGCGGGCGUUCGGGGCACAAGAGCUCGGACUGCUGGAGACCGUCGGCCUCGGCGGAGUCCGAGGAGGAGGCCCCGGGCAACUGGGAGCCAGAGGACCACAUGUUCUUGGAGCUGUUCUCCGCCGAGCGCGAGGAGAGCGCGAAGGAGGUGAACAGGAGGAUCGUGGACGACAAGGGCUGGGUGAAGGUCAACUUCGACAGCGGAUGCGCGAGCUCGGUGAUCCCCCGCGAAUGGACUCCAGCGACUUCGGCCCCUUCGAGUCAGAGGUUCAAGACGGCGAGGGGUGGUAUCAUCGCAGACGAGGGCGGCGGGGUGCUGGAGGGCGUCAACGAGAAUGGCGCCAGGAUGCGCAUCGCCGGGCGCAGGGCUGCUGUUACCAAACCCCUCGUCUCGGCCAGCGAGAUGCUCAAGAAGAGGGUCGGCAUCCUGGACGAGAGCUGCGGCGUGGUGAUCGAGAAGGGUUCCACUGCCGGACGGGCGAUCAUGAAGCUGGUCGCUAAGCUCAAGGAGACGGGAGCGCUGGAGAACAACAUCAGGUUGCACCAGGAGCGCGGGGUGUACAACGCCUACCUGAAGUUGCCGGAGGAGAAGGCCAGGGAGCUGGAGCAGUUGCCGCUGAACACGAUCGAGCCGCCGCGGGUUCGGCUGGCUAGGAGUCCAGCCCAGCCGACCGCUCUCGAGAUCGAGGAGCACGAGGCGCAGGGCCACGUCCACUUCAGGUCCUGGUGCCCUUCGUGCUGUGCAUCGCGUGGGACUGGCCAAGCGCAUCGUGGACACCAACCUGCUGAGGGAGAGGUCCCUACGGUCGUCACCGACUACGGCUACCUCAACGCUAGCGAGUCGGACAGCAGAGGCCGCGACGCCAGCUCUGCGAUCACGGUGUUGGUGAUGCACGACUGCUUGCCGAGCGGGACGGGCUGCUACGGCGCGAGCUCGGUCCCGGCCAAGGGGAAGGACGACUUCAGCUCGAGCGUGGCGGUCGACUUCUUCAAUCACAUCGGCCACAAGAGGUGCAUCUACCAGUCGGACGGCGAGAACCCGCUGCUGGCGCUCAAGAGGGACCGCUGGGAGAAGGUGACGGUUCCCUUCGGCGAGCGCAUCCAGGUGAAGAAGCUGGUGAAGGACUCGCUCAAGCGCGACCUGGAACCCCGCUGGGUCACGGGCUACUACGUGGGCCACACCAGCAGGAGCGGCACGGCGCUGGUGCUCACCUCGAAGGGGGUGCAGCGCGGCACGGCGAUCUCACGCCUGCCGCCCGCCGAGCGCUGGGCCUGGAACGAAGAAGAGGUCCUCGGGCUCAAAGGCAAGCCUUGGGGCUGGAAGGACGGCGAGGAGCGCUAUGCGGCAGCUCCGGCGGACGUCGCCCCGAGAGCUGGGCGCAUGGAUGCGCCAGUGGUGGUGGCGCUGCCAGCAGCCGCCGAGCCGCGAGACGUGGGCUUCUACGUCACCAGGGCCAACAUCCUGGACGCGGGCAUCGGGCCGACCGAGGGCUGCGUCGCCUGCGAGAACCUGGUGGCUACUGGGCGCGCAGGAGUUGCCCACUCUGAGCUGUGCCGACAGCGCGUGAUCGAGGCGCUGGCGGCUCGAGGUGAUGAGCGACUUCGCCGGUUCAGGGAGGCGAAGGCAGCUGAGGAGGAGCAGGCGAGAGGAGGCGAGGCAGGCCGAGCGGCGAGGCGCGAGGAGGAGCAGCCGCCCCAGGAGGCGCGUGCAGCCCCCCAGCCUAUGGCGACGGGCGGACUCGAGGAAGUGCCGCUCGAGUUGCAGUCGCUCGCGUUCUCGGAGUACUGCAACCCAGGAUGCUUCACUGAGCUUGCUGGAGAGUUUGGCAUGCUCCCAGGGCUAGCGGCGGACAUCAGCCUCAAGGACCGGGAGUCUCAGGAGGCGCUGGACAUGAGGAAGAUCGUGAACCAGCAGAGGUACAUGCAGGCGCUCGAGGACCAGGACCCCUACUUGGUCAUCGGGGCGCCGCCCUGCACGCGCGUCUCGAAGCUGACGAGCUUGAACCGCGGCAAGCACAAGGACCCGGAGGCGCACGCCAAGGCCGAGGAGGACGAUCGUGCGUUGCUUCGCUUCGGGAUGGAGGUCUACAAGGAUAGGCACGCCAAGGGCAGGUGGUUCUUGCACGAGCACCCUUGGGGCGCCAAGUCGUGGGACGACGAGGCGGUGAAGGAGGUGGUCUCGCUCCCGGGGGUGUACCUCGUGCGAGGGGACAUGUGCGCCUGGGGCCUAGAGCUCGAGGGCGACGACGGGAAGGUCGGGCCGCGCCUUGCUAAGGUGCUAGCAGUCUGUUGUCCUGGAGGACAUCGACACGCACCGCUACUUGGCGGAGGCCGUGUUAGGAAGGCGCAGUCCUACACGCCUUCGCUACGCCGCGCGAUCUUGCAGGGGCUCAAGGAGGAGCUCGAGAUCGCGGGCGAGAUCAACUCGUUCGAGGGCGUCGGGCCGGUGCCAGACGAGGAGGCGCAGUACUUCAAGCCAGACGCCCCUCCAGGUGCAGCGGAGUCGGACAAGUGGUACUGGGACGACGUCAACGGGGGCUGGCUCGACCCUGCGGGAGUACGGGCCGCGCGCCAGGAGGAGCUGGCCUGGAUGAAGCAUCGCGAGGUGUUCGAGCCGAGCGACGAGGAGACCUGCAGGCGCCUGACCGGUCGGGCGCCGCUACGGACGCGCUGGGUCGACACCAACAAGGGCGACGAGCAGAGGCCAAAGUACCGCUCCAGACUGGUCGCGAUGGAGAUCAAGGCUGCGAAGAAGGCGUCCGAGCAGAUGAGCGCGAGCGAGCUCUUCAGCAGUACGCCGCCGCUGGAGGCGGUCAAGCUCCUGUGCUCGCUCAUGGUCUCGAUGGGCCGCUCGCCCCGAGGACUCCCUCUCAAGAUCGGCUUCUGGGACGUCAGCCGGGCGCACCUGUACGGGGACGCCCAGAGGGUCUUGUUCGUUCGUCUUCCGGAAGAGGAAGGAGGAGGAGUCGCUCGCCUGCUACGCUCCAUGUAUGGUACUCAGGACGCGGCUUCAGUGUGGCAGAGCGACUGGAGUCGACAGCUCUUGGAAGAUUCGUGGCGCAUGGGCGUGGCAAGCCCAGCUGUGUUCUAUCGUUCUAGUGAUGAAGGUCGCGGGUUGGCUCACGGCGACGACUUCAUGGUGCUCGGCGACGAGAUCACGCUGAAGGAGAUCGAGACGAAGCUGACCGAGCGCUACGACAUCAAGUGCACCGGGAUCUUAGGCCCCGACAGCGGGGACGCGAAGGAAGUCGUGUUCCUCAACAGGGUGUUGCGGUACGUUGACGGCUCCACCCCGGCGGUGGAGAUCGAGUCGGACCAGAGACACGUGGAGCUGCCGAUCAAGGAGCUCGGCCUCGAGAACGAGUCGAAGGGCUUGGACGUGCCGUCGGUCAAGAAGACGGAGGCGGACAUCGACUACGAGGCGAAGCUCAGCACGCUGCCCCUGGACGAGGACAGGCCAGACAUCGUCGACGCGGUCAAGCAGUGUUCGAGGCGCAUGCAGGCGCCGACGUCAGCAGACAUGAUGAUGGCCAAGAGGCUUGGGAGGUACCUCGUCAAGCACCCGUGCCUAGUCGCGAGGUUCAACAAGCAGAAGAUGCCUGACAGGAUCACGGCCACCUGCGACUCGGACUAUGCGGGCUGCCUCAUCACCAGGAAGUCGACCAGCGGGACCGUCCUGGCGUUCGGGGAGCACACGCUGUCGGCCACGGGAUCGCUGCAGAGCACGGUGUCCCUUUCGAGCGGCGAGGCCGAGUACUAUGGCAUCCUCCGUGCGGCUGCUGCCGCGCUCAAGGUUGCUGCCAUCGCCGUGGACCUCGGGCUCGAGAAGAGCGUCGAGGUCGUCUGCAAGCACGGAGAGUUCCCGAUAGAGGUCUGCGGGGACUCGACGGCGGCGAUCGCGUUCGCAUCGCGCCAGGGCCUGGGUCGUCAGAAGCAUGUGAUGACGAGGUACCUGUGGCUUCAGAGCGCGGUCAAGGCCAAGAGGAUCAUGCUCAAGAAGGUCGACACACGGGAGAACGUGGCCGACUCCUUGACCAAGCCGUUGUCGGCGAAGGUGGUCCAGAAGCAUCUCAAGAGGAUGGGGUGCCACUUCAGGUCGAGGUGGAGCGCCCUGCACCGGACGAUCGCCAAGAGAUCGGCGACGUGA
Messenger RNA from Prorocentrum cordatum, 5196 nucleotides. NCBI's taxonomy places the organism in Eukaryota, Dinophyceae, Prorocentrales, Prorocentraceae. The record is from the annotation of a GenBank genome assembly.